Molecule: messenger RNA, 1990 nt
Organism: Teleopsis dalmanni
Lineage: Eukaryota; Metazoa; Arthropoda; Insecta; Diptera; Diopsidae
Gene: mid
Product: T-box protein H15
Exons: 4
Coding region: 226-1869 (547 amino acids)
Biological process (GO): heart development; regulation of transcription by RNA polymerase II; cell fate specification
Cellular component (GO): nucleus
Molecular function (GO): DNA-binding transcription factor activity, RNA polymerase II-specific; RNA polymerase II cis-regulatory region sequence-specific DNA binding
Source: RefSeq, a predicted model, not a curated record
UUUAAUAGAAAAUCAAAAUUCAAUUAAAAACGAUUUUUCCCAAUCAACAUUAACAACAACAACAAAGCCACGAAUUUGUGUUUAUCAAAGUUGAGCGAAGAGCAAAAAGCGUAGAGCGAAGACUUGAAGGAAGUAACAUUUUUGUGAAUCGAAAAGUUUUAAUUAAAAAUUAUCAAAAUUAGUUUUCCUCGCCCCUCUAACGUACGCAAUCCAUACGAUAGCAGAAUGUUGGUUGGCUCGCAUCCGUACAUUUGCAAUGGCGGCGUUUUACCGCCAGUGCCCGCCGCCACAAAUCCAACAACAACAACGGCAAGCAGCAAAACUGCCGCCGGCUCAGCUACAGAUUUUUCCAUAGCGGCGAUAAUGGCACGUGAAGAUGCCUCAAGUCGAGAAUCGUCGGUCCGCAGUGCAAGUCCCAUUUCCAUUGAAGAUGAAGUCGAUGUUGAUGUUGUGGACUGCAGUGACUCCGAAGAGCCACCCACAAAAGCUCGACGCCUCAAUAACAACGUCACUAAUAAUCACCAAUACAACAACAAUAACAACAAUAAUAGCAGUAACAACAACAACGCAUCCUUACAGCUUAACAGCAGCACCACAAGCAGUCAAGGUCGUUCAACACCACCACAAUCGCCAGGUACCGAUAAUGAGGAGCGUCUCACUCCCGAACCUGUACAAAAAACCCCAAAAAUUGUGGGUUCUUGCAAUUGUGAUGACCUAAAGCCUGUGCAAUGCCAUCUCGAGACCAAAGAGCUAUGGGAUCGCUUUCACGAAUUGGGAACAGAAAUGAUAAUCACAAAAACCGGCAGACGCAUGUUUCCUACCGUACGCGUUAGUUUCUCUGGUCCAUUGCGUCAAAUACAGCCUGCUGACCGGUAUGCAGUAUUACUCGAUAUUGUACCCAUGGACUCGAAGCGUUAUCGGUAUGCAUACCAUAGAUCAGCCUGGUUGGUUGCCGGCAAAGCAGAUCCUGCACCACCGGCACGAUUAUAUGCACACCCCGACAGUCCAUUUAGCUGUGAAGCAUUACGAAAACAGGUUAUUUCCUUCGAGAAAGUAAAGCUAACCAAUAAUGAAAUGGAUAAAAAUGGACAGAUUGUUUUGAACUCCAUGCAUCGCUAUCAGCCACGCAUACAUUUGGUACGACUCAGCCAUGGUCAGAGCAUACCAACUACACCCAAAGAACUGCAAGAAUUGGACCACAAAACCUACGUUUUUCCUGAAACCGUUUUCACUGCUGUCACAGCCUAUCAAAAUCAGCUGAUAACGAAGCUGAAAAUCGACUCAAAUCCAUUUGCCAAAGGAUUUCGCGAUUCAUCGCGACUCACUGACUUCGAUCGUGAUCCAAUGGAAGCGCUAUUACUCGAACAGCAGCUACGUUCACCAUUGCGCUUGUUUCCAGAUCCACUAAUGCAGCAGUUCGCAGCACAACAAGCCGCCGAUCCAGCUUCGAUGGCAAUUUUCGAGAAGGCUCGUCAGCAUUUGCAAAUGUUCGGUGGUAAUUCCCCAUAUGCUCAGCUAAUGAUGCCACAAAUGUAUGCACAACAAGCGCCUCCACCUCCCGGCUUAGGAGCAUUUCACAUGUUCCAGCAGCAGUGGCCGCAACUAACUGCCGGUUUCCUCGCCAGCGCCAAUCAACAGGCAGCACAAGUCGCUGCCCAGGCACAAGCACAAGCAGCUGCCGCCGCUGCUGCCGCGGCUUCAGCAGCUGCUGCCUCGGCCAAUCGCACACCACCACCACCCGCUGCGUCCACACCCUCUUCUACUUCAUCCGGUUCACCGUCACCCGAUAUGCGACCGCGGCAAUAUCAUCGCUUUAGCCCAUAUCAAAUGAAUCAACAUCCGCCAGCCUCGCGCAGCCCAAACAACUAACGUUGCUGGGAAUAGCAGUGAAAGGGGUUGGAAAGGGCCUGGAAUGACAUGUAUUUGUUUUUAUUUUUAUAAAUUCCUUUUUUACGAAAGUUAAUUAUUUUAUUUAAUUUGUUGUGCGUGA